Molecule: messenger RNA, 1614 nt
Organism: Phaeoacremonium minimum UCRPA7
Lineage: Eukaryota; Fungi; Ascomycota; Sordariomycetes; Togniniales; Togniniaceae
Product: putative atp nad kinase protein
Exons: 4
Coding region: 1-1614 (537 amino acids)
Biological process (GO): NADP+ biosynthetic process; NAD+ metabolic process
Molecular function (GO): NAD+ kinase activity
Source: RefSeq, a predicted model, not a curated record
AUGAGUGAGAAGAAGCACGCAAAGCACAUCUCCUUUGACCAGGAGGCGCACUCAAGCGCGAGUGAUGAGGACCAAAAGGCGGUCGAGGUAAUCCCUAUCGUCGGAAGAGUUCACUUGUUACCACCGAAGCACCUGUCCCGAAACUCCAUAAUGAUCGAAGGUGUCGAGGCCGUAGCCGAGGACCAGGACCAAGUUGUCGAGCCCAAAGGUUCAACGAACAACAGCGACCAUCGAAAGAAGCUUGCCGUCCUCGAUGCCGCCGACAGUGAAGGGAGCGAUGUAGGCCAGGUAGACCAGAAGGAGUGGAGACAUAAGCUCGUGAAAUCGGGGUCAGAUAAGAACGGCGCCACCAUCGAUCAUGACGAGUUACACAGCCGCCUGCUGACCAAAAAACAACUGAGUGAGAUGGCUUGGGGUGUACGAGAGCUCAGCCGUCGGCUGGGAAGCAUGAGACUCAAGUUCAGAGUCAAAACGAUCUUCAUUCUUACCAAGAUUUAUGACCAAGACCUUAUUCCAAAGACACGCGAGCUUGUCAAGUGGUUGUUAGACAAAGAGAGGGACGUCAAGUACACCGUGUAUCUGGAGCGAGAUCUGAAAACCAAUAAGAAGUUCGACGCAGCAGGUCUGCUAGAGGAACUUCGCCAGGAUUAUGUUGCAGCAGGCGAAUUAGAGGAGGAAAACAGCCAAGAUCUUAAUAGGCGCAUGCGGUGGUGGGACGAAGGCAUGUGUCGCACGAGGCCACAUACGUUCGAUUUUGUGAUCACACUUGGUGGUGACGGCACGGUUCUUUACGCUAGCUGGCUCUUUCAGCGCAUUGUCCCUCCAGUUCUGAGCUUUGCGCUGGGCAGCCUUGGCUUCUUGACCAAGUUCGACUACGAAGGUUAUCAAGAAACGUUGACCAAAGCCUUUAAUGAGGGAGUGACCGUUAGUCUAAGACUGCGAUUUGAAGGGACAAUUAUGCGAAGCCAGCCGAAGAGGCAGGUCAGGAUCACUGAUGGUCAAUCAGGGGAGUCAGGAUCGGGCGAAGACGAUGAUGCAUUGAGUAAUGCGAAUCGUGAUCUCGUAGAGGAGCUCAUUGGUGAGGAAAAAGAGGACGAGCACACUCACAAGCCAGACGGCACGUAUGAGAUUCUGAACGAGAUUGUGGUGGAUCGCGGCCCAAAUCCAACUCUGUCCUACACCGAAAUCUUCGGCGACGAUGAGCACUUCACUUCUGUCUUGGCAGACGGCAUUUGCGUCUCAACACCAACAGGAUCAACGGCGUAUAACCUAGCCGCGGGCGGUUCUCUAUGCCAUCCAGAGAACCCCGUCAUGCUCGUCACCUCUAUUUGUGCUCAUACUCUUUCCUUCCGACCUAUCAUCCUCCCUGACACCAUCGUGCUGCGAGUCGGUGUACCUUACGAUGCCAGAACCAGCUCAUGGGCGAGCUUCGACGGGAGAGAGCGACUCGAGCUACGGCCUGGUGAUUAUGUGACCAUUAGUGCCAGCCGAUAUCCCUUUGCUUCGGUGCAGGCUCCCGGUCGACGAAGCGAGGACUGGGUGAAUAGUAUCAGCGGCAAGCUGGGCUGGAACACGCGACAAAAGCAGAAAGCUUACAAGAAGUGGGAGAAAUGA